Vicia villosa (hairy vetch) is the source of this 1891-nucleotide messenger RNA. RefSeq names its product transcription factor TCP13-like. Gene Ontology annotation, molecular function: sequence-specific DNA binding; DNA-binding transcription factor activity. Lineage: Eukaryota; Viridiplantae; Streptophyta; Magnoliopsida; Fabales; Fabaceae. The record is from RefSeq and is a predicted model, not a curated record. Gene Ontology annotation, cellular component: nucleus. The transcript is spliced from 2 exons. The coding region runs from base 314 to 1243 and encodes 309 amino acids.
UACAUUUUGGUCGGUUCCAUUUCCUAUAACUCUACCUGCAAACUCAAACUUAUAACAACUUCUUCACCAAUUUCAUUCUAUAAAAUCAAACCAAACCUAUCUUUCAAUUUUCAAACCAUCUUCAUAUCAUAUUAUCAUCAAAGGCAAGGUGUAUGCUCUCUUCAUCAUUCUCUUAUUCUAUUUGCAUGAUAUCAAAUAGAUACUAGAAGUGAGAAUUCAUAAAGAAAAAUUCAAAAUUAGAGAGAAUAUCAACCAAAACAACAAAAUUUUGCACAUAGGGGAGACCAACAAUAACAACAAUGAGAGACAAAAGAUGAUUGAAAUUCCAUUAAAACAAGAAGUUCUUCAAUCAAAGGAUUCAACUACUUCAUCAUCAUCAUCAUCAACAUCACAAUGGUUAAAACUAAAGGAUCCAAGAAUUGUGAGAGUAUCAAGAGCCUUUGGAACAAAAGAUAGACAUAGCAAAGUAUACACAAUAAAAGGGCUAAGAGAUAGAAGGGUAAGACUUUCAAUUCAAACAGCAAUUCAUCUUUAUGAUCUUCAAGAUAGAUUAGGGCUUAAUCAGCCUAGCAAAGUUGUUGAUUGGUUGCUUAAUAUAGCUAAGGAUGAAAUUGAUGAACUUCCUCCACUUCCAACACCUCAAGGAAAUUUCACCCUAGGUUAUCCAUCUUUUGCUAGUACUAUUUCUAAUGAAUAUGUUAGCCAAAACAAUACUUCUAUUUGGAAAUCAAAUUCAAGACAAGGGUUAGGAGAAAUUGUUACUAACAAAGAAAAUUGGAUAGAUAGAAGCGAAAAGGAGAAAGAGAAAAAAGUGGAGAGUGAUAAUUGUGAUUGCGCGCAAUAUAUUGUACCAAACAAUCUCUUAUCAGAUUUAGCGUCUGACCGUACUUCUAAUGAAGAAAAUCUACGAGAAAUUUCUCAAAGAAAUAAUCUCUUACAAAGGGGACAUCAGCCUUCUUUCUUGGGAUUGUUGAACACCAUGCCACUUGGUUGCCAAUUGGAGCCUUCAUCUAAUCAUGUUGCUCAUGAGUUAUCAAAUUUUGGAUUUGUAAACCAUAUUAAAGAUAUAGAUGGAAUUAAUGUUGUACCUUUUCCGUCAUCGUCGUCAUCAUCAUUGUCCUUGUCUACACAACAAUAUUUACCUUCUUCACAUGUUGGUGAAAUGGAGAUGGAUACAAGAGAAAUCAAUUACAACUAUGAACAAAUGAUGAAUUCAAGUUCUCUCAAUGCAACUCAACUAUGAUCUUGCAUGGAUGGUGAUCAAGAAUGUGAGAAGUUCAUAAUUAGUUUCAACAUAUAUAUUUUUUGUUAUGGUAAUUUUAAAUUAAAAAGUAAUUCCCUUUUAGUUAUAAUUAAUAUUAAUGGUUUCAUAUGUGUAAUAAUCUAAAGAUAUAUAUUAAAAGGAGCAACGACAUUUUUCAAAUGUAAGAGCUUUGUUUGAAUUGAUAAUGACUUAAGAGAAAGCAUGCUCACAUAAGUUAAUUUACUUUAUUCUCUCUCUACAUUGAGUUCAAAUUCAAGUCAUUCCACUAAGAAAACAUGCCACUAACGACCAAGCUAUAUGGAUUCCUUGCAAGUACAACCAAGUGAGGCAAUUGAGACCGUGUAGUGCUAAUCAAAUAGUGACAACAGAUGUCUCAUAAGUCUGCUGGCCAAUUAGAGUUCACAUUCAGAAAGCUAUAUAGUUCUUCAUAUAAAUUCUAACUCGUGACUCAAGUUAAGAUACCACUGGAUGAUGCGGUUGACCAUGGUGUUUUCCACUGCACAGUGUGCAUGUUGCGGUUGGUUUUACUAUUUGUUUUGCAAAACUUUUUUGGGGAGAUUUUUAGGGUUGUCCUCUCCGCCUUUUUAGACAGAGGUGGAAGGGCGGUGAUACAACGUGGACCAAAGA